AUGACCGCUGGCCGGCUCUAUCUAAGGUUGCUGCGCGCAUCCUCGAAGUUCAUGGCUCAGCGCUUACUCGAGGGUGUGCCCCCUUCCAGGGGUCUACACGCGGGGCGUGGUCCCCGAAGGCUCUCCAUCGAAGGCAACAUUGCUGUGGGAAAAUCCACCUUUGUGAAGUUACUCACGAAAACUUACCCAGAGUGGCACAUAGCUACAGAACCUGUAGCAACAUGGCAGAAUGUCCAGGCUGCUGGCUCCCAAAAAGCUGGAGCUGCCACCAGUCUUGGAAACUUGCUGGAUAUGAUGUACCAGGAGCCAGCACGAUGGUCCUACACCUUCCAGACAUUUUCUUUCCUGAGCCGCCUGAAAGUGCAGUUGGAACCCUUCCCUGAGAAGCUGCUCGAGCUUGGGAAGGCAGUGCAGAUCUUUGAGAGGUCUGUGUACAGCGACAGGUAUAUCUUUGCAAAGACUCUUUUUGAAAAUGGUUCCCUCAGUGACAUUGAAUGGCAUAUCUAUCAGGACUGGCAUUAUUUUCUCCUGCAGGAGUUUGCCAGCCGGCUCAGAUUACAUGGCUUCAUCUACCUCCAGGCUGCUCCCCAGGUUUGUUUAAAGAGACUACACCGGAGGGCCAGGCAAGAGGAGAAAGAAGUUGAGUUGGCGUAUCUGGAGCAGCUUCAUGGUCAACACGAAGCCUGGCUUGUCCACAGGACGACCCCGCUCCACUCUGAGGCUCUGCUGAACAUCCCAGUGCUCGUGUUGGAUGUCAAUGAUGAUUUUUCGGAAGAAGUAACCAUACAAGAAGAGCUCAUGAGGAGGGUAAACACCUUUGUAAAGAAUCUAUAA
Molecule: messenger RNA, 834 nt
Organism: Rangifer tarandus platyrhynchus (Svalbard reindeer)
Lineage: Eukaryota; Metazoa; Chordata; Mammalia; Artiodactyla; Cervidae
Source: the annotation of a GenBank genome assembly